Molecule: messenger RNA, 1377 nt
Organism: Myotis daubentonii (Daubenton's bat)
Lineage: Eukaryota; Metazoa; Chordata; Mammalia; Chiroptera; Vespertilionidae
Gene: C11H9orf153
Product: chromosome 11 C9orf153 homolog
Exons: 3
Coding region: 283-855 (190 amino acids)
Source: RefSeq, a predicted model, not a curated record
AGGAAUUAGAGAGUAAAAUCCCAGCACAAUGUUCACCAAUAGAGACACUGAUCCAAGUAAUGAUGAUGUGGAGGCCGAGUUUCCCAGGUGUUCGGGUUUGCGGAUCUGCCAGGCAAUCACCAUUCAUCAAUCUCAUGACUUCCCACUUUUUUCCCAUAGCUGCCAGAAUUAUAUGCACUGGCUGAGAAUUUUCAUAAGGAGAGCAAAAAAUCAAAUCACCUAAAAACUCUUGGUAUUUCACCAACUGAAGCACGGAGAACACUUAGUCAAACCCUGAAUGCCAUGGCACCCACUAGCAGAACUGAUUUGGGAGAAGAUUCCCAAUCUGUGGUUAGAAAAGACAAGGAGAAGCCACCAUCAAUGACUGAACUCCUACACCGCAGCUUACUGACCGGCUCACCCUCUCCAGUAGACAGGCUGGGGAAAUCCCAGGAGAGACUUGCUUACUAUGGGAUCCCUCCUCCCUUGCACACUUUUCCCUAUGAGAUUAUCCUCAGUGAAACCAACCUUUCAGGCACACCGAAGAAGUUUUCAAGUGCCAGAAAUUUAUCGAAGAUAAGCAUUUCCAAGGUGAAGGCAGACAAGUUUUUAUUUGAAGAUAGAAUUACUGAAUACUCAAUAAUUGAACCAGAAAAACAAUUCAUGGAUCUAAGGGAUCUGGAGUGGAAAUAUUACAAAGGGAUCACAAAGUGGACACGCAAAACUUCAGAUGUAUUUGCAAAAAUACAGCACAACAGUGAGAAGAGGUUUGUAAAGAGCAAGGAGAUGCCUGGUAUUAUUUCCCCCCCACUAGUUCGUAGGUCUUUGGUCGUUUUUCCCAAAAUUGAUUUUCCACCAAAUUUAACUUCUUCUUAAGUGAAAUAUAUAGUUUAUUGAAAAUAUUUUGGAUGCAGAUUUUGCUUUUAAGAAUUUUGAAUUUACACACAAAAAUUUAAGAAGCAGAUGCACCAAUGGAACAUGGGACCUGAUUCUAUAUGAUAUGCACAUAAGGUUUAAAAUUAAACCACAAAUAUGGAGUAAAAGAUCCAAGCUGACCUUCUAGGGUUGGCAGGAAGCACUGAGGAAGAAGUUUCCAGAUCACAGCACAGUAAGAUAAAGGCGGAAGUUAUAAAAGAAGUUGAGGGUAAUGGAGUCUAAAUAGAAUGAGAAGUUCAGAAAUAUAUCCAAGGGAAAUUGCAGAAGGAAAUAAGGAGAAUGGAGAAAAGAUGACACUUGAAAAAAAAAAUGACUGAUCGUUUUCUAGAAAUGAAGAAACACAUGAAAACUUGCAUUGAAAAAUCUCACUGAGUGAUGAGCAAGAAAAUAAAUCUAUACUUAGAAAUGCAGUAGCAGAACCGAAGAGCAUUUAGCAAAAAAAAGAAAAUAUAAUCUACAAAA